Syngnathus acus (greater pipefish) is the source of this 3643-nucleotide messenger RNA. RefSeq names its product KN motif and ankyrin repeat domains 3 (gene kank3). Lineage: Eukaryota; Metazoa; Chordata; Actinopteri; Syngnathiformes; Syngnathidae. Bases 264 to 3203 code for a protein of 979 amino acids. Gene Ontology annotation, cellular component: cytoskeleton; cytoplasm. Gene Ontology annotation, molecular function: protein binding. Gene Ontology annotation, biological process: negative regulation of actin filament polymerization. The transcript has 12 exons. The record is from RefSeq and is a predicted model, not a curated record.
UUGUGUUGAACUUUUUCAGGGGAAUGGGAGUUCUCAUUCUUUCCCCCUCCCGAACUUUCCUUGCUUUACACGAGAGGCAUGAGCAGAAUCAGUGUGACGGCCCGGCCCUGAAGACAAGUCAGAAGGGCUGAGUUCAACAGAGCAGAGGGAACCAGCCUGGACCUCUAGCUGCAUGAUUUCUCCAUUCAGCCCGAGGGAGCCAGGUGUUGUUUGAGGCUCAGCGUGCUGAAAGGUCCCCCCCCCCCCCCCCCUCCACCUGAAAGAUGACUCAGUCGGUGCAAGUUAACCCAAAGCUGCCUGAUUUGCCCUCUCCCUUUCUCUACUCCAGUCAAGAGCAAGUGGACCCACCGCCGUCUUACUCGGUGCAAACGCCGUAUGGGUUCCAGCUUGAUCUGGACUUCCUGAAAUACGUGGAAGAGAUCGAAAACGGCCAUAACAUCCGCAGGGCGGCUGCCGGGUCUCGUCGUUCCGGACGGGGGCUGAAAACCUCUCAGAGAUGCGUCGGGGGACGCGCCAGCGGUUGGACGUCCACCGAGUCGCUUUCUUCUCCCGCUAGCGAGGAUGGCAGGGUGCCCCCCCUGCCGCCGCCAAGAAACCGCCUUGGCUCCGCACCUUGUGAAGUGCUUUCUCUAUCCCCCGUGAGCCUCCUCAAUGUCCCCCCACUUUCCGCAAGUGCCAAAGUCCCGCCCCCUCCGCCACAACGCAACCCUAGAGUCGAGCGAACUCUUCUGGAAACCAGCCGGCGACUGCAGCAGGAACAAGGUCAUCCCAACGGCGGGCGAUUCCAACUGGCGGAUCCACCCAAGCAGCUGUCCGCCGCCUCGGCGUCGAGCCAGCCUCUGCAGAGCGGCUGGACUAAACCCAGUCCUCAAACAUCCGGACUCAACACUCCCGCUACUGGCACGGCAGCCACUCCGGUUCCCCCCAGCCAACUGCAGACAGUCCGAGAGCAGAUGGCCACGGCCUUGAAACAACUGAAGGAGAUGGAGGAACGAGUAAAAGGUGUUCCGGCUCUAGAAAAAGAGGUCGCUGAGCUUCGUGCCGAGAAAGAUGUGCUGCUCUUAGCGCUUAAGGAGAAGAAAGAAACCGUGGAUGUGAGUCCACAGUUGGUGGAAUCUUCUAGCCAAACCACAGAGACCUCCCAGAGUCCAUUAAGGUGCCCGGCCUCACCCGGUCACAAAGGCCGUGGAAAAUCUGAGGAACUGAAAAAGCUUGCCGAGAAGUUUGAGGGGAAGGACGAAAGUCCGGCAGACCUUUCGUCAAAAGUUGUAUUGAAGGCUCGUGGGAAGCCAUCUGUUGACAAGAAGACGGUGGCUGUGGGAGAUGAUCGGCCCAUGGACUCACUUGUUUUCUAUUACAGCCACGGUGUGAAAGAUGCCGCCGAAGGAACCGAGCUCCGUGUUUGUGAGAAAGCCACGGGAACUGAAAACCCCGUGCUCCUCGAGGAAGGAACACAGGUCGGAGCGGAGACGGCCGAGGCCGAGGUUUGGGUUAUGGAGUCGCUCCUUGGGCUAACAUCUGAUGCGCAACGGGAGAUGGACACCUUACAGGACACCGUCAAAUUCCAGCAGGAGACCAUUACGAGUCUAGAGAGCCAGCUGAGCUUAGCGGACAAAGAUCUGGGAAGUCUCCGAGCACAGGUUGAGGAGAUAGCGUUAAAGGUCACGUUUGAGAGGGGGGUUCUCGUCAAGCCGGAUGUUAAGGAUGCCCAGAUGGAGACCACGUCCACAACUCUGAAGGAGGCUUCCGUGUCAUGCUGCCCAGUUGUAGUGGAUGUAUGUGUAGGUAACGGCUUUCCAGCAGACCUGGUCCAGCAAGGUACCCAAACGGAUGCCAAGACCACAUCAGAAGAACCGGUUUCUGUCGUGAUGGCCACCGUUGGUUGCCAGUACGAAGACGUGCUUGAUGAUAAGAUUGAAGACCAGAAAGUUACUGUGUUAAAGAAGAGACAGUUGACCAUCAAUGAUUAUAAGCUCAUUCCAGAGGAGAUGGUCAAUAUGUCUGAGGAGACCGAGGAUGACAAAGGAGACAGAAAGACGGCCAAGACAGGUAUGCUGAAAUCAAUCAUGAAGAGGAAAGAUGCCAAUGGCGCAGGGGAAAAUCGUACAACGGGCAAGAAGAGCUUGCAGUUUGUUGGCAUUUUAAACGGAGGGUAUGAAUCCACAUCCAGUGAAGAAGAGGACGAGGAGGAGGAGGAGGAGGAGGAAGAGGGAAGCUCCUCUGAAGAAAGCGGCGAGGGCGACUGCAUAGACAGCUCGGAGGAGGAUGAAGUGGAUCUGGGGGAAGAAACAUCAGAGGAGGAAAGAAACAUCAAUCUGGAUGAGAGCGACACUGACGAGGAAGUUCAAAGAUCAUCCAACGGGCCACCUGAUGGCGUCAAAGAGAAGUUUGAAUUGAGCUCCAAAAUGCGCGAAGCUUGCCUCAUUCUCAAGAAUCACCUCAACGAUGACAUCCAAACACUGAAGAGUAAAGAAGUGCUUGCCAGCACUCACAUGGUCCAACUGGAGUGGUUCCGGGUUUCCAGCGCCAAAACGGCUCAGCCGCCGCGGGUGUCCGACUACCUGAUGGCGUUCUCCGAGGUGUCGGCGCUGCUGCUGGAGCAUGUGGUCAACAUGACGGAUGGCAACGGCAACAGCGCUCUGCACUAUAGUGUCUCUCAUUCCAACUUUGGAGUUGUUGAUCUGCUGCUGGACACAGGCAUGUGCUGUGUGGACAAGCAGAACAAGGCGGGCUACACGGCCAUCAUGUUGGCAGCUUUGUCCACGGUGAAGGAGCACGACGACAUGUCUGUGGUCAAGAAGCUCUUCAGCAAGGGCAACGUCAACGCCAAGGCCAGCCAGGCAGGUCAGACGGCGCUGAUGUUGGCUGUGAGUCACGGCCGUCAGGAAAUGGUGGAAGCGCUCCUGGAAUGCGGCGCCGACGUCAACGUGCAGGACGACGAAGGUUCCACGGCGCUGAUGUGCGCCAGCGAACACGGCCGAGCCGAGAUCGUCAAACUGCUCCUGGAGCAGCCCGGUUGCGACAUCUCCGUCGUUGAUAAUGAUGGCAGUAAUGCUCUCUCCAUCGCACUGGAGGCUUCUCACAACGACACCGCUGUGCUGCUCUACGCUCAUAUGAACUAUGCAAAAACGCCGUGUAGUUUGGGAAGCCCAAAGGCGCCAAGGAGCCCGACCAGCAGCCACAAGUCAUGGCCUGCAGAGUAACAUGGCCCAUGACAGCAGAAAAAAACUGGAUCUGGGCUGUGAAAGGCACCACUGGAAAAAGUCUCAAUAUAUUUAUGUGUUGUAAUACGCCCUGCAUUUAAAGUAUUGUUAAUAUGAGAAUUAUUUUUACAUAAAGAUUAUUGUCCUUGACUAAUGAGGUUCUUGCAUGUCUGUUACUCGAGAUUGUAUUAUUUGCACUCCACUAACAUUUUCUACUCGAUGGGCUCUACGCUGCCAAUUUUAUGUUGAAUUUCAAGAAGCUACAAUUCCUUGAGAAAGUUCACGUGAAUGACGCAAGUCAAGGUUGGCGCUCGCUCAGCAGAAUUACCAAAGAACUCCACUAUUGAUGAACUACAACUAAAGUGAUUGUGGUGAUUGUAAAAAAAACAAUGUCAAAUAGCUAAAUAUCAUCUCUUAAAUAAAAAUCUCAUGAGAUAUUU